Acanthosepion pharaonis is the source of this 618-nucleotide messenger RNA. The record is from the annotation of a GenBank genome assembly. NCBI's taxonomy places the organism in Eukaryota, Metazoa, Mollusca, Cephalopoda, Sepiida, Sepiidae.
AUGGUUUUGCCACAGCUUCCUGUUUUUAGUAUUACCAUCUCUCAGUUUCCUGUUGUUUUAUUCUUUUUCCAUCCUUCUGUUUUUUUUUUUCUUAUUCGGUUUUUCUUAUCUGUUUUUCUCCUUCUUCCUUCUCUUUCAAUUUUCUCUCUUUCAUUGUUCUGCUUUACUUUUUUUUCUCUUCCAUAUUUCUAUUUUCAUUCCUCCUUUUCUUUCCUUCGUCCGUCUAAUUUCGUUCUUUUCUUUUCAAUGUCGUUUAUUUAUAAUUCUGUUCUAGUUUUAUUAUUCAUCUAUUUUCUUCUUAAAUCUUCAUUCUCUUUCCGGAUUCUUCUUUUUCAUUUCUCUUUUUCUUUCUCACCUUUUCAAUUUCCAACCCUCCUACUAACAGAUAAACACAGAAAGACAAAGCAGACUCAAUAUCUAUAUCUGGAAGGCUCCCCCUCUCUCUCCCUCUCUCUCUCUCUCUCGCUGUUUCAUCUUCAAGGCUUCUUCAUCCACGCACACCCUUCCAAUCCGCGGCCUUUGCCAUUCUCCUCUUCGUCGCGUUCUCUCGAUUUGAAAAAGACAAUAUUUUUCUCAGACAGGCGUUUUCUCAAAGGGCAGCUAGCUGAAGAAAUCUAG